AUGCCGCCCCUGCCCUCUGUGGACAGACCCCUUUUACAACAGACAGGUCUCACAGGGAAAGACGGGCCCCCAGGGAGACAGGGGCCCUCAGGAACCAUCGGGACUCCGGGAGCUCCAGGGGCCCCAGGAUCCACGGGCCCCUCAGGCAAACAGGGAGAGCUGGGUCCUCCGGGCGUUCCGGGGACCAAGGGAGACAAGGGCGAACGGGGUGACCUCCAGUCCACGUCCUCAGUGCAAGACAUCGCCCGGCAGGUCUGCGAGCAGCUUAUCCAGAGUCACAUGUCCCGAUUCAACUCCCUGUUGAACCAGCCCCCCAGUCCCCCAGUCUCAGUGCGGACUGUCCCAGGACCUCCAGGAGAACCAGGCCGACAGGGACCUCCGGGAUCCAACGGAGAGCAGGGUCUACCAGGGCGACCGGGCUUCCCAGGCACCAGCGGAACCAAUGGGCUGCCGGGGGAGAGGGGUCAGCCCGGAGACAAGGGAGAGAAGGGGUCUCAAGGGGUCGGAGUGCAGGGGCCCCGAGGCCCCCAGGGGCCCCCAGGAGCACAGGGACAGGGCCGGCCUGGCUCUCAGGGCCCCUCUGGUCGCCCCGGUAACCCAGGGACCCCCGGAAGGCCAGGGGUACCAGGGCCCGUGGGACCUGCAGGGCCUCCAGGAUACUGCGACCAGAACUCCUGUGUGGGGUACAACGUGGGAGAGGGCGAGGAGGAAGUGAUUCGGUCUAAUGUUCCCUCAGUCCAACUGCCAUCCAACGUGUUCCAAAACUACGGCGAGGAGACUGCAGACGAGGAGGACCCGUACCAGUACUACCAGCCCAACUACCCAGUCCCGCAGCCACUGGACCCCCAAGACCCUCUGCUGCAGGGGGGACAGAGGCGGAGGAGGCGGAGGGUGUAG
Molecule: messenger RNA, 897 nt
Organism: Knipowitschia caucasica
Lineage: Eukaryota; Metazoa; Chordata; Actinopteri; Gobiiformes; Gobiidae
Source: the annotation of a GenBank genome assembly